Molecule: messenger RNA, 1086 nt
Organism: Varroa destructor (honeybee mite)
Lineage: Eukaryota; Metazoa; Arthropoda; Arachnida; Mesostigmata; Varroidae
Cellular component (GO): extracellular region
Molecular function (GO): cytokine activity; growth factor activity
Source: RefSeq, a predicted model, not a curated record
AUGGCGACUGGACAGAUACUUGGCUUGUUUAUGCUUGCGUGCAUCUCGACCGCAGCGCGGGUCCACGACGUUGCAGUGCCAAACCUCCUUCUUGACAUUUACCAUACGGGCAUGGUGGCCAAAUGUAAGCUUGGCAAAGUUGCUGCAUCAAUGCCAACCAGCUUCAAAGCAGAGAAAGGAAAUUACCUGAAACUUACUUACAACGUAAGUGCUUACGCUCCUCACAGUGCUGCUCACCUCGUGUUUCAACUUGACUCAUCAAGUAUAAAUGCGAUUCCCUGCAAAUCGUUUAAGGCGAGCUUGAACGGAUCGUCAAUUACUCUACACAAUCGCUUGGUAAAUACGUCACUUGUAGCGAAACUCGACCAUGCUGAGUUACAUCGAAGUGCCGAGAUUCGCCUCGAUACUGAACAACUUUCUCGAUGUGGCGUGCAAGUCAACGAGAUUUUCUUGCUAUCUAACGUAAAUGAGACCUGCACAGUCUGGGCCCAACUCAUGUCGCCCACUGGGGGGCGUUUUAGUCGCUCAAUUGACGCAGCAAAGGAAAAAGCCACUGAUCAAGAUCCCCCUCCGUCGACUAAACUGCCAAAAUUUGCCUCGGUCCUCUCCAGGGUAAUUACGUGGCCUUUGGCAAAACAGGCCAUUCGUAGAGACACGCGGGUCAGAAACCGAUGUGAGCGCAAGGACUUUAUCGUCAGUUUUGACGAACUCAGCUCUUCGCCAAAUUAUGUAACAAUCCCUGAUACAUUUAAUAUGGGAAUGUGCAAGGGCAUGUGUACGACUAUCCAAUGCAAGAAUAACAAUGCCUUCUUGCGUGGUCUGAUCAAUGACAUUUUUAAGGACGACAAAGCAGCGCCUAAAGAGCUUCCCGAGCCCCCAGCUUGUCGUCCUACGAAAUAUGAAAACCUGCAAGUGAUUGUCUCUCUGGGGGAUAGGUCUGGUUUCGAAGUUCGUGUCUUGAAGGAUAUGGUUGUGGCAGAAUGCGGCUGCGUGUGAGCCCCUAUGCAGCGGUCAAUGUUCGCGUCAGCAGUCGUCGCACCGGAACAAAUCAAGCUCGUUUUCAGCAUUCGAGAGAAUUCUUGUGGA